CAUGGCGACCCGAACGAUGGACGAACGAGAGGUGCCCAGUGGCUCGGGGGAUCUCGACCCGCGUCUACAGCAAGCCAACGCCUUCUUACCCGUGCAACUCGUGCCCUCGCGACGCGGAGGCUUCAAGGCUAAGUACGGUGGCUUCAUGUUUAACAUGGAAACGAGCAGAGGCAGUCGCCGCCACUGGCACUGCGAAGUGCGAGGCUGCAAGUCUCGGCUCACGACGGACGACUACGGCGGCGAUCACGUAGUGUUCAAGCUUACGGCGCACAACGAAGACGUUCAUGAGCGGGCGGCCGGCGAAAAGAAACGACGGCGUAGCGAAGCCGCCUUCAGGCAACAGCCCACCAGGAAGAUCAGGCGACUUCAGCUACAUCUUGGAAGACCACAUCGACGACCAGUACUGCUGGCGCUGCAAGUACGUGCAGUGCAAAGGAAAAUGCCGCACCGAUAUCGAUGGCCACCUGGUAUUCGGGCUGACGAAGCACACGUGCAUUCAGCUUGCAAACAAGUACCAGCUCGCCUCGUGACCAACCUCUCUCGAGUCAACACACGCCUGCAAGUCCACGAAAAGGUGUGGCAGAUACCAGCACUGAUGCUAACGCGCAUCAAAGGCAACAGGCACGUGGAAAAUGCGGAUAUCAGCGAAGACAGCUGUGGCAGCCAGGGACGGAAAAGCGCACAGGGACUACCUCCUCGAAAGAAAGUCAGGAAGCUUGACUCAUCUGAGAGCGAUGACGAGGAUGACGAAAGCUCGAGAAGAGGUGACGACGAAGAAGACGAAGGGAAAGUCGCCAGGUUCGCGAUCGAGCGGCGGUGGUAG
This is a messenger RNA of Rhipicephalus sanguineus (brown dog tick), 823 nucleotides long. RefSeq lists its product as uncharacterized. Lineage: Eukaryota; Metazoa; Arthropoda; Arachnida; Ixodida; Ixodidae. Bases 2 to 823 code for a protein of 273 amino acids. The record is from RefSeq and is a predicted model, not a curated record. The transcript has 3 exons.